AUGGAAGCAGAACAUCUGAAGGCUUGGAAGAGCAGCUCAGCACCUGCAACACAUCCUCCAGUUUCCGAGGGUCGCCUUCAUCAUUCAGGACACCCGGGCUCCCGAAGCAAGGGCACAGUCCCCAUCUCCUGCGUGCUCGCAAUCCGCCCGAGCGCCCGACUAGGCCCAUCUGCCCUCGCACUGGACGUCUACGGGUGCCUGGCCUCGGGCCAAGCCUGCCGCCUAUGGGAGCAGCUGCGGCAGUUCUGGGCCGACCACUUCUCGCGGCGCUUUUCUCCACGGCGCCCGCCGCUGCGCCGCAUCUCCUCCAUGUCCACCUUCUACCUGCUGGACCACCGGACGCGCCAGGCCGAGCUGGGCCUCAACUACGGCGCACCGCGCACGCGUCUCAGCGAUGAGGCCUUCGUGUUCCGCCGCGGCCAGUGGCGGGCGGAAGGGCAGCCGGGGCGCUCGCCCACCGUAGCGGGCUGGAAGACACAGCUGCAGCAGGCCAAGGGCCAGGUGCUACUGGAGGAGAACAACUACCUGAAGCUGCAGCAGGAACUGCUCAUGGACAUGCUGACCGAGACCACGGCGCGCAUGCACCUGCUGGAGAAGGAGCUCGACACCGAAGCCAGCCCGCCCCCCGCAGCGCGCACCUGGCAGGGCAAGAUGCGCAGGCGCCAAGGCGCGGGCGGCGUGCUCAUGAUCGAGUCGCGCGCUCUGGAGUCGCGGUGA
This is a messenger RNA of Talpa occidentalis (Iberian mole), 717 nucleotides long. It is a transcript of the gene CBY3, whose product is annotated as chibby family member 3. Lineage: Eukaryota; Metazoa; Chordata; Mammalia; Eulipotyphla; Talpidae. The coding region runs from base 1 to 717 and encodes 238 amino acids. The transcript is spliced from 3 exons. The record is from RefSeq and is a predicted model, not a curated record.